UGCCAGCUGGCCUAUAUAAGAGGAGGACAAAGGCGGCGCGCCGCCUGUGUCAUCCGCCAUCUUGUGUGAAGCAAGGUGGCCUCCACGGUCCCUGAGCGUCUCCUCCGGGUCUGCCUCGACCGCCCCUUGAUCACAGACAUGUCUCGGGACCGGUUCCGGAGCCGUGGCGGUGGCGGUGGCGGCUUCCACCGGCGCGGAGGAGGCGGUGGCCGCGGCGGCCUCCACGACUUCCGCUCCCCGCCACCCGGCAUGGGCCUCAAUCAGAACCGCGGACCCAUGGGUCCCGGCCCGGGCCAGGGUGGCCCCGAGCCCCCGAUCCCGCCACCGCCUCCCCACCAGCAACAGCAGCAGCCACCGCCGCAGCAGCCGCCACCACAGCAGCCGCCGCCGCCGCUUCAGCCGCCACCACAUCAGCCGCCGCAUCAGCAGCCUCCGCCGCCACAGGACUCGUCCAAGCCCGUCGUUCCUCAGGGACCCGGCCCGGCUCCCGGAGUGGGCAGCGCUCCGCCGGCCUCCGGCUCGGCACCGCCUGCUACUCCUCCGACCUCCGGCGCCCCUACGGGGCCUGGCCCCAGCCCGACCCCGCCGCCCGCAGGGCCCGAAAGGCGGCAAGAUGCCAGGCGGCCCAGCCCUCCUGGCGGCGGGGACCCGCGGAGGCCGGCAGCGCCCCCCGCCCUACCCCCAGCAGCAGCACCAGGGGCCCCCAGCCGGCGGCAGGGCCCAGGACCCGGAGGCCCGAAAGGCGGCAAAAUGCCAGGCGGGCCGAAGCCCGGCGGCGGCCCGGGCCUAAGCACUCCUGGCGGCCACCCCAAGCCGCCGCACCGAGGCGGCGGGGAGCCCCGCGGAGGCCGGCAGCACCACCCGCCCUACCACCAGCAGCACCACCAGGGGCCCCCACCCGGCGGGCCCGGCGGCCGCAGCGAGGAGAAGAUCUCCGACUCAGAGGGGUUUAAAGCCAACUUGUCUCUCUUGAGGAGGCCUGGAGAGAAAACUUACACUCAGCGUUGUCGGUUGUUUGUUGGGAAUCCACCUGCUGAUAUCACAGAGGAUGAAUUCAAAAGACUAUUUGCUAAAUAUGGAGAACCAGGAGAAGUUUUUAUCAACAAAGGCAAAGGAUUUGGGUUUAUUAAACUUGAAUCUAGGGCAUUGGCUGAAAUUGCCAAAGCUGAACUUGAUGAUACACCCAUGAGAGGUAGACAGCUUCGGGUUCGCUUUGCCACACCUGCUGCUGCCCUCUCCGUCCGAAAUCUUUCACCUUAUGUUUCCAAUGAACUGUUGGAAGAAGCCUUUAGCCAAUUUGGUCCUAUUGAAAGGGCUGUUGUAAUUGUGGAUGAUCGUGGAAGAUCUACAGGGAAAGGCAUUGUGGAAUUUGCUUCUAAACCAGCAGCAAGAAAAGCCUUUGAAAGAUGCAGCGAAGGUGUUUUCUUACUGACAACAACUCCUCGUCCAGUCAUUGUGGAACCACUUGAACAAUUAGAUGAUGAAGAUGGCCUUCCUGAAAAACUUGCACAGAAGAAUCCAAUGUAUCAAAAGGAAUAUUCUCAGCGAUGGAAAUCCCUGGAUGAAAUGGAAAAACAGCAAAGGGAACAAGUUGAAAAAAACAUGAAAGAUGCAAAAGACAAAUUGGAAAGUGAAAUGGAAGAUGCCUAUCAUGAGCAUCAGGCAAAUCUUUUGCGUCAAGAUCUGAUGAGACGCCAGGAAGAAUUAAGACGCAUGGAAGAACUUCACAAUCAAGAAAUGCAGAAACGUAAAGAGAUGCAACUAAGGCAAGAAGAAGAACGACGUAGAAGGGAAGAAGAGAUGAUGAUUCGUCAGCGUGAAAUGGAAGAGCAAAUGAGACGCCAAAGAGAGGAAAGUUAUAGCCGGAUGGGCUACAUGGAUCCAAGAGAAAGAGACAUGAGAAUGGGUGGUGGAGGAGCAAUGAACAUGGGAGAUCCCUAUGGUUCAGGAGGCCAGAAAUUUCCACCUCUAGGUGGUGGUGGUGGCAUAGGUUAUGAAGCUAAUCCUGGAGUCCCACCAGCAACAAUGAGUGGUUCCAUGAUGGGAAGCGACAUGCGUACUGAGCGCUUUGGGCAGGGAGGUGCGGGACCUGUGGGUGGACAGGGUCCUAGAGGAAUGGGGCCUGGAACUCCAGCAGGAUAUGGUAGAGGGAGAGAAGAGUAUGAAGGCCCAAACAAAAAGCCCCGAUUUUAGAUGUGAUGUCUAGGUUUUCAUUCCAGUUUGUUUUUGUCUUUUCUUGUUUAGAUACCAAUCUUUUAAAUUCUUGCAUUUUAGUAAGAAAGCUACCUUUUUAUGGAUGUUAGCAGUUUAUUGACCUAAUAUUUGUAAAUGGUCUGUUUGGGCAGGUAAAAUUAUGUAAUGCAGUGUUUCAAACAGGGGAAU
Messenger RNA from Leptonychotes weddellii (Weddell seal), 2382 nucleotides. Lineage: Eukaryota; Metazoa; Chordata; Mammalia; Carnivora; Phocidae. The record is from RefSeq and is a predicted model, not a curated record.